Molecule: messenger RNA, 669 nt
Organism: Psammomys obesus (fat sand rat)
Lineage: Eukaryota; Metazoa; Chordata; Mammalia; Rodentia; Muridae
Gene: Zc2hc1b
Product: zinc finger C2HC-type containing 1B
Exons: 7
Coding region: 1-669 (222 amino acids)
Source: RefSeq, a predicted model, not a curated record
AUGACUGAGGCACAGUCAGUUGUGGCAGAUGGCAAUCAGAAGUUAUUUCCCUGUGAAGUCUGUGGGAGAUGGUUUGCAACAGAUGUUCUGGAAAGACAUGGACCCAUAUAUAAAAAGAUAUUCAACAAAAAACGCAAACCCUUCGAUUCCUUGAAGCAGAGAUUACAGGGAACUGACAUUCCCACCGUGAGUAUGCCUCCUCAGUCCAAGGCUCAGCCCGUGAGGAAAUCUAACUGGAGACAGCAACAUAAUGAGUUCAUCAAUGCUAUCCGAUUGGCAAAAGAAUGCACUCUAGCCAUUAAAGAAGGCUGGUCCCUUCCACCUCCUCCCCCUCCAACCAUCAACCCAGAUUAUAUUCAAUGUCCUUAUUGUAUGAGGAGGUUUAAUGAAACUGCUGCCCAGAGACAUAUUAAUUUCUGCAAAGAUCAGUCUUCUCGGCGUGUCUUUGAUCCAGCCCAAACAGCAGCCAGACUGGCAUCUAGAGCUCAGGGUAAGGCCCAGCCAAGUCCUAAAAAAGAAGCAACGGUUUCUAGUGCGGUGGGAGCCCGACUGCAGAACAGGGCUGUGGAAACCAAGAAUGAAGCCGGGGCUCGCUCACGAUUAUCCAUGGAUCCUGCUUCUGGAGGAAAACUCAGACAAGGAUUCAAUAAAUCUUCUAAAAAGGAUUAA